AUGGCUGUCGUUUCGGAGAGGAAGCUUCCGUUUGGGAAGAUAGAGCCCAACACCAGCAGGUAUUUCUAUAGCUGUGCGCUGGGUGGGAUUGUCGCGUGUGGCCCAACUCAUACCGCAAUCACGCCGCUGGAUCUCGUCAAGUGUCGUCGGCAGGUCGAUCCCAGCAUUUACUCGUCCAACAUGUCGGCGUGGCGGUCGAUAUUCGCCAAAGAAGGCAUCCGCGGCGUGUUCUUCGGCUGGGCGCCGACCUUUGUGGGAUACUCGUUCCAGGGGGCUGGCAAGUACGGCUUCUACGAGUACUUCAAAUACCUGUACGGGGACCAGAUGUUCCCCAGCACGAACCGCACGCUGGUCCAUCUGGGGGCCAGCGCGUCAGCCGAGUUUCUGGCCGACAUUGCGCUGUGUCCCUUUGAGGCGAUCAAGGUUCGCAUGCAGACCUCGCUCCCGCCCUACGCCCACACCCUGCGCGAGGGCUGGAGCAAGGCCGUCGCCAAGGAGGGCCUGGGGGGGUUGUACAAGGGUCUGUACCCGCUCUGGGCGCGCCAGAUCCCGUACACGAUGACAAAAUUUGCUACCUUUGAAGAGACCGUGAGCAUGAUCUACCGCACGCUGGGCCGGCCCAAGGAGAGCUUCAAUGGGCUACAGCAGACGGGCGUCAGUUUUCUGGGCGGUUAUAUUGCUGGUAUCUUCUGUGCGAUUGUCAGCCACCCGGCCGAUGUCAUGGUCAGCAAACUGAAUGCAGAUCGUCAGGCUGGCGAGUCUGCAAUGAAGGCCGUGUCGAGAAUCUAUGGUAAUAUUGGGUUCCCGGGUCUCUGGAACGGCCUGACGACUCGUAUCAUCAUGCUGGGAACACUGACUGGCUUCCAAUGGUUAAUUUACGAUUCGUUCAAGGUCUUCCUUGGUCUUCCCACCACCGGUGGCCAUUAG
Messenger RNA from Penicilliopsis zonata CBS 506.65, 927 nucleotides. RefSeq lists its product as hypothetical. Gene Ontology annotation, biological process: mitochondrial phosphate ion transmembrane transport. The transcript is spliced from 5 exons. Bases 1 to 927 code for a protein of 308 amino acids. Gene Ontology annotation, molecular function: phosphate transmembrane transporter activity. Lineage: Eukaryota; Fungi; Ascomycota; Eurotiomycetes; Eurotiales; Aspergillaceae. The record is from RefSeq and is a predicted model, not a curated record. Gene Ontology annotation, cellular component: mitochondrial inner membrane.